Molecule: messenger RNA, 1749 nt
Organism: Fukomys damarensis (Damara mole-rat)
Lineage: Eukaryota; Metazoa; Chordata; Mammalia; Rodentia; Bathyergidae
Gene: Wfdc3
Product: WAP four-disulfide core domain 3
Exons: 8
Coding region: 439-1122 (227 amino acids)
Biological process (GO): innate immune response; antibacterial humoral response
Cellular component (GO): extracellular region
Molecular function (GO): peptidase inhibitor activity
Source: RefSeq, a predicted model, not a curated record
CCCCCCCCCGCCGUCGCCUGGUCCCCAGGCUUUUAGAGGUGGUUGGAGCUUCCUUCCUCGCUGGAGAGCUGUGUCUCAGGAUGGAGUGUAGAUGUCCAGGGGCCGUUCAGUCAAGGAUGAUACCCAGCCUGGCGCAAGCCCCAGAAUUGGAGGCAGCCUUAUGCGGGGACCGGGAAAACCCAACCAGGCGCGAUGUAGUCUGAGGCAUCCCAAACACCCAACGCGACUCUCCAGUUUGUGACCUCAGGGCUUGCCUUUUGCGUCUGAAGGCAUCAGAAUGAAGGAGGAGACAUUCCUGAGAACUGUUGCAUAAGGGAAGACUUUGGGAUCGGACUUAGGGCAAUUCCCUAGUCCUGCUCUUCCCUCAGCUGAUACUCUGGGCAAGUGUCCAUCUCUGACCAGAACUGAGAUCUUAUCUCAACUCUCAGCAUCAUCAGGAUGUCAAGCAGCUUCUUUCUUCUGAAGGCACUUGUUGCUCUUGGGUCUCUGGCAUCCUGGGUGACUGCAGUGAAAGAAGGAGAAUGUCCUCUUGAUAAGAACCCAUGCAAAGAGCUGUGCCAGGGUGAUGAGUCAUGCCCAGCUGGGCAGAAGUGCUGCAGCACAGGCUGUGGUUGGGUCUGCCGAGGAGACAUACCCAAGGGGAGGAAAGGGGAUUGUCCCAGGGUUUCCCAGAAACAAUCCUGCUUUAAAAGGUGCACCACUGAUGAGACAUGCCCAGGUGUAAAGAAGUGCUGUACAUUUGGCUGUAAGAAGCGCUGUGUGGUCCCUGUCUCUAAUCCAAAGCUGGGGUUUGGUGGCGCAUGUCCUGCUGACCCCCUUCCAUGUGAGGAGCUGUGUGAUGGGGAUGCAUCCUGUCCCCAGGGGCAUAAAUGCUGCAGCACUGGCUGUGGCCAUACCUGCCGUGGAGACAUUAAAGGAGGGUGGCGUGGUACUUGUCCGGAUGUUCUGGUGGGCCUAUGUAUUCUUGGUUGCAUGAUGGAUGAAAACUGUCAAGCUGGGGAAAAGUGCUGCAAGUCAGGCUGCGGACGUUUCUGUGUCCCACAAGUCCUGCUUUCCAAACAGACCACCAACUCCAAUUGGACCAUCACUUCUGGUUCUGAAAUAGCAACCCCAGUGCCGUAGUUGCUUGACUUGUCUGGAUAUCUUUAGUGACUCCAGGAGGCUUGUCGUGGCAUCCAGGAGAGGGUGAUGACUUGGGGCUUGGAACAGUCCUGGCCUUCUCUGCUCUGCUUCUCUUCCUGCUGCAGCCUGGAGCAUAGGAGAUAGCUAUGCUGUGGAUGUUGGUGCUCCCUCCUCUUCUCCAAUAAAGGCUGGUGCUGACCCUGUGUCUGUGCUGUCUGGGGCUCGGAUGAGAUGGGAAUCUGGGGGUCUGAGUGUGGCUGUGCAACAGGGAGACGUACCGACAGAGGAUGAGUGGUCACACUUUCUUAGAACACUGAGAUGGUGAUAGUUGGGUGUGGCAAGGGGCGAAAAGAGUGGAAGCCACAUAUAGGCUCACUCGUCAUAGAGCCUCUCACCAGCCCAGGGGUGAGAGGGGCUCCGCUUCUCAGGACUGGUGACAUUUUGAAGGAUAUGGGUUGGGGAUAGAUCAGGGAUGGGUGGCUAGUUUAUUAUAGCUGCUUGAAUGAUGUUUCCUCCUUGGGCCUCCUGUCUUGAAGGCCAGCUCUUCCUUCCAAGUCAAGCCGUUUAUCCUCUUCAGUAACUACCAUACAUUUUUUCCAGGUUAAACAAAAAAUCAUGUAUAAAUGU